This is a messenger RNA of Macadamia integrifolia, 2295 nucleotides long. Its product is annotated as protein SIEVE ELEMENT OCCLUSION A-like. Gene Ontology annotation, biological process: phloem development. The record is from RefSeq and is a predicted model, not a curated record. NCBI's taxonomy places the organism in Eukaryota, Viridiplantae, Streptophyta, Magnoliopsida, Proteales, Proteaceae. The transcript has 5 exons. The coding region runs from base 67 to 2028 and encodes 653 amino acids.
CACAUUUUUCUUUUCUAACUCAAUUAUAUUCACCGAGAGAGAGACAGAGAGAUAGAAGGAAAGAAGAUGGAUCAGUUCAUGAAGCUGAUGAGGGAUGAACACCGCAUCUUCACCGACAAAGACGACAAUGAGAUGAUGCAGCUGAUCAUGACUACCCACUCUCAGAACUGCCAGAUGGUCGAUGUGGAGCCUCUUCUCGAACUCAUCAAGGACAUCCUCAACCUCUUCACCACCACCACCAUCACCACCACCACCAAUAUCGCUGUCGUUGGUAAUGCCAUGGAAAGCUUGAAGAGGAAGACCUCUGCAGCAACUUUUGAAGCAUUGGUUAAAACCAUACAUGAGAUCUCAUGCAAGAUAUCGUGCAAAUGCACUGGAGAAAAGGACAAUACGAUGUCGUCACUGAUCAAAACCUUGGCGAGCUACUCCUGGGAUGCGAAGGUGCUUCUAGUCCUGGCCGCCUUUGCGGUCACUUACAGGGGGUUCUUCUUGCUGGGGGUGGUGGAUGUGAACAAAUCAAAGCCUUUAGAGAAGCUGAGGAUCCUUAUUGAGGCCAUGGAAACCGUGAUUGAAUGCGUCGUCAAUGUCUGCAAGCUUCCACGCCAGAAGUCCCUCGAUCAAUCGGUUGUUCAAACCUCUGUUUACUGGACUUUCAGGAGCGUCCUCGCCUGCGGCCCCCAGAUCUUCGGCUUCCUUGGCUUGGGUUAUGAGUAUACUCUUUCAAGAAUUGAGGAUGAGGAUCUUUCCAAAAUAUGGAACAAACUCAAUGAAAGUCAUGGCUACCUUAAAGAGCAACUCCAAAGCUUCACACGCUACCAUGAGGAGAAGAUAAUAUUCGAAUAUUAUCAAGAGCUUGUGCAAAUCUUCUCAAUUAUCCCCACGGACAACAUAGAGAUUCUCAACGCAGUGUUGAACACCAAAUAUGGUCUAAAGCCUCUUUUCCAAGUCACCAGCCAGAAAAUGUUUGGCGUUGAAGAGUUAGAGAAGAAAAAUGUGUUAUUACUGAUAUCAGCUGAUUUGAACAUCUACAGAGAAGAGAUUGGGAUUCUGGUUGAUUUGUAUAAAAACACAAAGCAAGUGUCUCAAUACGAACUGGUUUGUCUUCCACUAGGGAAGACUGAACAAUCCAAAAGGGAUGACUUUGUGGAUAUGCUAAUGAAGAAGAAGAUGCCGUGGUACUUGGUGCACCAUGAACAUGUGAUCAACUUGGCUGUGUUUAAGUACAUCAGGGAGGUGUGGCACUUCAACAAUAAACCCAUCCUGGUGGUGUUGGAUCCACAGGGCAGGAUCAUCAGUCACAAUGCCUUCCCCAGGAUAAAGGUCUGGGGAGGCAUUGAUCUCUCUAUCACCAUCAAGACUGAAGUACAGCUAUGGACUCAAGCGACCUGGGGACUUCAACUUUUGUUUCAAACCAUUGAUCGAGGCACAAACAUCAUCCAAUGGAUAAAUGAGAAACGAUUCAUUUGCUUGUAUGGAGGAGAAGACAUAAACUGGAUAAGAAAUUUUACGAGGAAGGCAAGAGCAGUAGCGAAGAAAGCUAAUAUCCAAUUGGAGAUGGUGUACAUGGGGGCGAGAUACCAAACGAAGCGAGUGGAGAAUAACUUCGCCCUCAUCCAGAAGGAAAAACUGAGCGAUUGUUGGCCAGACCUAGCGUCCAAAUUCUGGGUCCGGCUAGAGGGGAUGUGGCAAUCCAGGAUGGAAACCACAAGCUCCAUCAAGAAUGAUGAGAUAAUGAUGGGGAUCACAUCCAUGCUCACCUUCGAUGGCAGCGAGAAUGGGUGGGCAUUGAUCAGUAGGGGAACCAAAAUUGAGGUCAAAGCCAAGGGGGACGUGUUCUUGAACUACUUUGAAAGGUACGAUUUUAUGGACGUAAUUAAAUACGUGAAAGAGCAGGACACCGAGCUUCACUGCAAUCGCCUCAUCCUGCCGCUAACCGUUGGGAAAAUUCCGGAAGAGAUGCCUUGUCCUUGUGAGAAGUGUCCUCGCUUGAUGGAGAAGUUCGUCAUGUACCGUUGCUGUAAUGAUUAAUUAGCUGCUCUCCGGCCAUAGGACUCACGGUUGCGCCGCUGCUACUACGACGGCGACUAUGCGGCUACGGUGGUGGACACUCCUUGAUUAGUUCUUCCCUUGUUGAAGUUUGACGUUUGAAGUUUGUAGUUUGAGUUUGAAGUGUUUUUCUUAUUUUUCUUAUUUUUCUCUUUUCCAGUACCACGUUCCGAGUCAGUAUUUCUCUUUUUAUUGUUGGGUGAGGUGUGCUAAUUAAUAAUGAAUAAUAAUGAAUAAGUCCCUUAUGUU